Molecule: messenger RNA, 2988 nt
Organism: Exaiptasia diaphana
Lineage: Eukaryota; Metazoa; Cnidaria; Anthozoa; Actiniaria; Aiptasiidae
Product: peroxisomal multifunctional enzyme type 2
Exons: 5
Coding region: 11-2182 (723 amino acids)
Molecular function (GO): oxidoreductase activity
Source: RefSeq, a predicted model, not a curated record
UGUGUCCAAGAUGGCGGAUCCUAUCCGAUUCGAUGGUCGCGUAGUUUUAGUAACUGGUGCUGGAGGAGGACUUGGCAAAGAAUAUGCAUUGGCGUUUGCAGAAAGAGGAGCGUCCGUUGUGGUGAAUGACCUGGGUGGAGACCGAAAAGGCGAAGGUAAAAGUACCAAUUAUGCAGAUUUGGUAGUAGAAGAAAUUCGGUCGAAAGGAGGCAAGGCCGUUGCUGACUACAACUCUGUAGAGAAUGGAGACAAAGUUGUGCAGACAGCACUUGAUGCCUUUGGAAGAAUAGAUAUCGUAGUCAACAAUGCCGGAAUUCUUAGAGAUAAGUCUUUUGCAAGAAUCAGUGAUCAAGACUGGGAUCUUGUCCAUCGCGUCCAUCUUAGAGGAUCUUUCCUCGUGACCAGAGCAGCUUGGCCGCACAUGAAGAAGCAGAAAUAUGGUCGUAUAAUAAUGACGUCCUCCACCUCGGGAAUAUUUGGUAAUUUUGGACAAGCUAACUAUUCUGCUGCUAAGAUGGGUCUUUUUGGUUUAAGCAACACCUUAUCCAUUGAAGGUAAUAAACACAACAUCAAAUGCAAUGCCAUAGCUCCAAUUGCUGCCUCCCGUUUGACUAAAGAUAUAUUCCCGCCUGAAUACUUUGAAGAACUUCAUCCGAGACAUGUAGUGCCAUUAGUAUUAUAUCUAUGCAGUGAUGCUUGCGAUGAAAGUGGAGGGCUUUUCCAGAGCUUAGCUGGAUGGAAUGCCCAAAUAAGAUGGCAAAGAACCAAAGGAGCUUUACUGCACCGACCUGGCAUGGAGGUCACCCCAGAGAUGGUGAGAGAUAGUUGGGACGAGAUAACGGACUGGACAAAUGCUGAGAUCCCAUCGAAAGAAUUAGAGGGAGCAAAGACAGCAGAAAUACUUGAAUUGAAGAAUAGUAGUGAUCAAAACAAGCCAAAAGCUAAGAGUUCUUCCUUUACAUUCACUGAAAGAGAUGUCAUGCUAUAUGCAUUAGGGGUUGGUACCGCAUUUCAACAGGAUUAUUCACACCUUAAGUUCUUGUUUGAAGGUCAUGAGGAUUUUAGUGUUCUGCCAACUUACGGAGUUAUUUGUGGAAUGAAUGGAAUGGGAGGUCAGUUUCACAGUGGAGAAGUGGAGGGAAUAUCUUUUGACCCAACCAGGCUUCUUCAUGGUGAACAGUACAUUGAACUGUUGAAACCAUUUCCCAAGUCAGCCACAGUUGUGUCAAAGUCAAUAGUGCUAGACAUCAUGGAUAAAGGAAAAGGUGCUGUUGUGCUAGUUGAAGUGACAACUUCAGAUGAAAACGAAGAACCCAUUUGUGUCAAUCAGUCGUCAAUUUUUCUUGGGGGUGCUGGUGGAUUUGGUGGUAAACGAAGCUCUGAUAAAAUAAAACCACUGGCUAAGCAUCCUGCAAGACAUCCUGAUGCAACAGUACAAGAGAAAACUAGUUUAUCUCAGGCUGCAUUGUAUCGUCUUAGUGGUGACUACAAUCCUCUUCAUGUUGAUCCAGACUUUUCUCAAAUGGGAGGUUUCCCUACACCUAUUCUCCAUGGAUUAUGCUCAUAUGGUUUUGCGUGCCGUCAUGUCCUUAAGCAGUUUGCAAACAAUGAUGUUACAAAAUUUAAAGCCAUGAAUGCACGCUUUGCAAAACCUGUCAUCCCUGGUCAAACAAUUCAGACCAACAUGUGGAAAGAAGGCAAUCGUAUUCAUAUUGAAUGCAAAGUGGUUGAGAAUGGUAAUGUCGUAUUGUCAGGAGGAUAUGUGGACCUCAAAGACAUCCCUAUAGACCUACCUUCUGUGGAUACUGCAGUUAGCAAGCCAGCAGCAUCAGGGCUGAAAAGUCAAGCCCUUUUUGAAGAAAUGAAGAAUCGUAUUUCAUCCAACCCUAAUCUUGUUAAGCAAAUAAAUGGGGUUUUUCAGUGGGAUGUCACUAAAAAUGGCAAGAUUGCUGGCCAGUGGAUAGUUGAUCUGAAGACUGGUGUUGGAUCUAUAGUACAGGGCACUUCUUCAAAAGUUAAACCAGAUUGCGUCAUUACAUUGGAUGAUGAAGAUUUGAUUGGAAUUGCAACUGGCAAAGCAAAUCCACAACAAUUGUUUAUGAAAAGAAAGUUGCAAGUGAAAGGAAAUGUCAUGUUGACAAUGAAACUGGACAAACUUUUUAAAGAACGCUCCAAAAUGUAACAAGCAAAAGUCCAUGUUUUGUCAUAGAAUUCCAUAUAUAUACACAUGUAUGUUCUUGUGAUACUCAGGUAAAAAUUGAUAAAGAUUGAAAGGGUAUGAUUCAUUUAGUCUAGCAUUUUACAAUAAAAUGCACCAUCAUACUUCUCUAAAUUGUACAAUGUACACAUACACUUCAAGUCUUAGCUUCUGUACUCUAUCAUUUUUAAUCAACCAUAACUGAAUGAAGCUAUAUUACCACAAAUUUGAUUUUAUUCUUGCAAGCUAUUUUUAUCAGAAAUCGUAAUUGAACUUUUAGUCAUUGUAUGGUAGCUAGUUUUUCUCCAGUAUAGGAAGUGACAAUAUUUCAACUAACCAUCUCUACAAAAUAUCCAGACACGGUAUGGCAGUCAGGUUUGACAGGACAAAAACAAUGUUAUCAGGGAAUUGUUUAUUGAAAUUUUGUCAUUUCAAUCCCUAAAUUAGCAUUGUGUUAUCAUUAGAGACCGUAAAUGUUGUUCUUGAGUAUGACUACGAAUGAUGAUAUUUGUAAUCAGUGAAGUGAAAGUUUCUAACCAUCAAAAUGGUUGAUAUAAAUUUAGUCUCAAAAGUAGAUCUGUUGUAGCAUAUUCCUUCUCAAGUAGUAGAAUGGUCCUUAUUGCUGUGGCUGAAAUUAGAAAAAUAAGCACAAUCAAGGCUUAACUUGGAUCAGUGUUUUUCUAAUAUGGGCUCAUGACUAUGGUAUACAUUUGUAGUGAUCUGAUUAUUUUUGUAUCUAGUUAAUAGUAGGAUAAAAUUGACUUAAACAAUAAAAUAAGGCUUAAACCACU